AUGAAACGUCUGCUACCGGUGAACGUACCAAAAACAAAAGCGAUGAUUGUUUAUAGUGCAGUAUCACCGGGUCAACCGGAAAUUUUUUACCGUGGUCAAAAAAUUACGUACGUUAAUUCAAACAAAUUUCUGGGAGUAAUUAUUUCAACCAAGCUAGGGUGGGGGAAGUACAUUAGCGAACGACUAAAGAAUGUAAGAAGUACAUAUAAUGCGUUGAGAUUUAUUUUCAAUGACAUUCCAAAAAACCAAAUAGCAAUCCGUCGUAAAUUAUUUCUAGCAUAUUCUCUUCCUCACUUUACUUUACUUUUUUGCACGUGGUUCUUUUUUACCGAAAAUCAAAAAGAGCAAAUUGAGCAUAUUUUUUGUUCUGGUUUGCGUAUGGUAUAUUCGUUGUGGGAAUGGGAUGAUGUAACAACUUUAAUUUUAAGUAGAGAAUUAACACUGUGCGAUUAUCUUUUGAAAUAUUGAUUAAGGUUUAACAAACAUUUAAACGAGUCUGCUGAAGCAACAUCUUACCAGCAGACGUUUUCAUCGUAUUUGAGUGCUAAAUCUCCUGAUAAGGUGUGAUAUAGAUCAAUGGGGUUUAGCAAAAAUAGUUUUUUUCUUACUAGAUUCUCAAAAAGAGCUCAACAUAGCAAGAUUGACUUGCUUAGAUUUAUUGAUGUCCAGAUCAACCAGUUUGCUUUCUUGUCAAAAGAUACUUCACAAAUUCACUUGUUUAUUAAAAAAUAUUUCGACUUGCCCCCCAUAAAGAUUCUGUCUUUUUUCUUUUAUUGACUAUUUUGUUUCUCUUUCUAUAGUAAAAUCAGAAUCCUAACUGUCAUAAGAAAAUUCAUUCAAGAUGAGUUUUCUUGUCCAUAAAAGUUGUGUUUUUUAGUGUUGUGGCAAGAAAAGGAGCUUUCAAGAGAUGAAAAAAUAAGAUUUUUACCUUUCUUAAGGUUCUCGAAGAAAAGUCCGAGUAAAACAUGAUGUAAUCAGGGCUGAAAAAGUAUAUUCGAAUAUGCAAGACGCGGGGGGGGGGGGGGUGUUUUUUUUUAGGGUUUGUGGGAGUAUGGGGUGGACGUUGGGGGGAAUUGGGGUGGGGG
Molecule: messenger RNA, 1085 nt
Organism: Didymodactylos carnosus
Lineage: Eukaryota; Metazoa; Rotifera; Eurotatoria; Philodinida; Philodinidae
Source: the annotation of a GenBank genome assembly